AUAACCCCGCCUUCGUUGUGACAACGACAAAUCCUUAAAUUGGAAAAGGUGUUGAAUUAUAACGAUAAAUAAAUACAAUAACAUAUUUAUGGCAGGGAGAUGUUAAAUGAAUUCAGGUAUUUAAUUUCCAGUUGGUUUGUUAAUGUUUUGUAAAUAUUCUAGCUAAGCCUUAGUGCCACAAAAUGAUGUAAAUAAAUUGAAGCUAGAAGUUAGGCUAAUUAGCUAAUGCAAAGCUAAAGUUACUGAAUUGUAAUUAUAAUGGCUAAUCAAAGAACGUCCAGUGCCAUUGAUAGCCUCAUCUGCCAAAUUGCCAAUGAAGUUCGUGUGCUUUCUCAGGAGAAGAAUGUCCUUGAUCGAGAGGUUGAAGUUCUUAAAGCAAACAUUGCAGAAAGGAGGGAUUAUAUUGAAACAACUCGCACACAUAUCAAGAAACUGGAAGAGGAUGCUGAUGUGAAACACAACACUUUGAAACACAACAAGACAAUUGGAAAAGGCCUGAAUGUGACUCAGUGCUUGCUCCAACAGUAUGAGCGAACUGUGAGAGCAGAAUUGGAGAGCGCUAAAGACAGUUAUGUCAAUGAAAAGGCAGUCUUCAAAGAAAAGAUUACAAAAUGCAGGAAGCAGUUUCAGGAUCAUCAGAAAUCAUUUAGACAAAGGUUUCAGGCACAAGAUGACACAAAGAGUCCAAUUGUGGUCUCUCAAGACGACGUGCCAGUCAAACCCAAAGAAGGGGGCGGAGCCUAUGUCAAUGAUUCUGGUGUUCCUCGUUCCUUCUCAGAGAAAGGACCAGAUAGUGACCCUCACCUCCAGCCCACCACAGAAGCAGACAUGGAAAUGGAAGGUUCACCUGUGAAGGAUUCCAUGGUUGUCAUCACCGCUGUGAGUGUCAGUGAGACCAAGUACGACAAACAGAGACAUCUGACCGGUCCAGAAAACUCUGAGAACACUGAGGAAAUGGACGCACAAAGCCAGGCUUGGGAAUCGUCUUCCAGUGGUGCUGAUGAAAUUAGAGGCAGUGAGCAACAUGUGAGGGCAAAAGCUCAUCAGGGACCAGAUAAGAUGCUCAGAGAGGAAGAGGACGACCAGGAGGUCAAAGCAUUACGCCAACUGUCAGUUGUGCCUGAGGAAGAGGAGGCAGCACAGGCACAAAUGGAGGAGGGAGGCCCAGCACAGGAAGAGGAGCAGGCACCACAGGAACAUGGUGCCCCUUUGCCACAGCACUGUCAACAAACACAAGCUCAGUCCUUCACUGCGCCUGGAACGCCAACAUUCAACUUUAACUUUAGCCCAAUACGCUCCCCAGUUGCGGGACCAUCUGGUAGCAAAUCUCCAGCCUUCAUGUUCUCGCUCAGCUCUGCUCCCAGCACCCUAGGCUACUCCGGUUUCGGCUUCGAUGGGGUCUCCUCCCAUGAUGAGGAUCUAUCGUUCGUAUUCAGCAGCUCCGAGGUAUGUCUCCUAAUGAGUUUGUCUUAUCAUCCUGCAAUUCACCCACCCACUCAAAGAAAAUCACCAAACUCUGCACUCUGCUUUCAGAAAAACCAGAAGACUAAAUCAGACGGCCUGGAUUUCCUGUUCAAUCAGCCGGAACAAAGCGACGACUUCCAGUUCACCUUCCCCUCAGAGAGCUCAGCGGAUAACAAGGAAAACAGCAGUAGCGACUUUCCCUUUUCAUUUAACUUCUGAGAGAUAUUCACGUU
This is a messenger RNA of Syngnathus typhle (broad-nosed pipefish), 1697 nucleotides long. RefSeq lists its product as uncharacterized. Gene Ontology annotation, biological process: spermatogenesis; homologous chromosome pairing at meiosis; oogenesis. The record is from RefSeq and is a predicted model, not a curated record. NCBI's taxonomy places the organism in Eukaryota, Metazoa, Chordata, Actinopteri, Syngnathiformes, Syngnathidae. Bases 259 to 1683 code for a protein of 474 amino acids. Gene Ontology annotation, cellular component: central element. The transcript has 13 exons.